AUGGUGCGAGCUACCUUGGUGACUGCCACCAGUCUGGCACUGACUGGGGCUGUGGUGGCACAUGCUUACCUCCUUAAACACCAGUUCUACCCGACUGUGGUCUACCUCACCAAGAGCAGCCCCAGCAUGGCGGUGUUGUACAUUCAGGCCUUUGUGUUGGUCUUUCUGCUGGGAAAGUUCAUGAGGAAGGUGUUUUUUGGACAGCUAAGGGCUGCAGAAAUGGAGCAUCUGAUUGAGCGCUCCUGGUACGCUGUGACUGAGACGUGCUUGGCGUUCACUGUGUUCAGGGACGACUUCUCCCCUCGCUUUGUCGCCCUCUUCACACUUCUGCUCUUCCUGAAGUGCUUUCACUGGCUGGCUGAGGACCGGGUGGACUUUAUGGAACGGAGUCCGAACAUAUCCUGGAUUUUUCACUUCAGAGUAUUAUCUCUCAUGGGACUGCUGGCUGUCCUGGACUUCCUGUUUGUCAACCAUGCCUGUCACAGCAUCAUUACCAGAGGAGCCUCAGUCCAGCUUGUUUUUGGAUUUGAGUAUGCCAUCCUGAUGACCAUGGUGCUCACAACCUUCAUUAAGUACCUUCUGCACACUAUUGACCUGCAGAGUGAGAAUCCCUGGGACAACAAGGCCGUCUAUAUGCUCUACACGGAGCUCUUCACAGGUUUCAUCAAAGUGCUCCUGUACAUUGCCUUCAUGACCAUCAUGAUAAAGGUCCACACCUUCCCCCUGUUUGCCAUUCGGCCCAUGUAUCUGGCUAUGAGGCAGUUCAAGAAAGCUGUAACAGAUGCUAUAAUGUCUCGGAGAGCCAUCCGCAAUAUGAAUACACUGUACCCUGAUGCUACUCCUGAAGAUCUGCAGGCCUCUGACAACGUCUGUAUCAUCUGCCGAGAGGAAAUGGUCACCGGAGCCAAGAAACUACCUUGUAAUCACAUUUUCCACUCCAGCUGCCUCCGCUCCUGGUUCCAGAGGCAGCAGACCUGCCCAACCUGUCGCAUGGACGUCCUCCGUGCGUCUAAUAACAACCAGACGCCAGCCCCGGCCCAGGCUCCGCCCCCGGCUCCUGCGGCCCCGGCCAACGCCCCCGCAGCCCCACCCGCCAACAUGGCCCCAGGCAUGUUACCCGGUUUUCCUCCGGGUGUCUUCCCCUUCUGGGGUCCCUUCCCCGCAGUACCUCCUCCUGCUGCAGCUCCUGGUGCCACCGAUGCUCCGCGAAGCAGCACAGAGGCUACGCAAGCAGCUGGUUCCAGCCCGGCCACUGCGUCGACUGCAGACACCGCUGCAGGCGCUGCUGCUCCAGGACCGGCCAUGCCGGGCUUCCCCUUCUCCUUCCCCCCGCCUCCCUUCCCCUCUGCACCAUGGCUGCCCAUGCCACCACCUCCUCCCUUCGUGUCAUCAAUGCCCCCUCCUCCUCCCUCUCUGACCCGGCUGUCCGAAGAGGAGCUGAGGGAGCUGGAGGCAGAAGGGCGGCGGGGCCUCGAGGCCAGGCUCCAGUGUCUCCAGAACAUCCACACCCUGCUGGACGCCGCCAUGCUCAACAUCCACCACUACCUGAGCACGGUCGCCACGCUCGUCCCUCCUCGGACUCAGGGCAGCACUGGAGAAGCCAGUGGGACAGACGACGCUGCUUCACCUCCUGCAGCGGGCAGUAGCACGGCCAGUCCCAGCCGGGAGAGGGACUCCUCCAGCUCCGAGCAGGUGGACGGAGCUACAGUCUCCUCUCAGCCAGCCGACUCCACUUCUUCAACCGCUUCGGGCGCGGAAAGAAAAGAAGAGCUGGACGAAGGAGCGGCGGGGGCGGGGGAGGAGGGCGAGGACGGAGAACCCAACGCCGCUGAGCUGAGGCGCCGACGCCUUCGUAAGCUGGAAACAUCACCGCCAUCCCCUUCACCCCCUCCAGACAACUGAUCCGCGUGUGCUGUUCUCUGAAUUCAUCCAUGGUUCCGACUCGAGACACGUCGCUCCGGACCAAUAGGAACUGGGAGCUUCCACAGGCUCAGGUUUCUAACUGCAUCGAGUUGGACUCAGGCUACCGGGAGACGCAAUGAUCGGUAGCGCUUUAUCUGGACUGUUGCUGUGUCAGAAAGCAAUAGCACGACUUCAUUUUUUUUUGACUACUGCAAUAAGAGUACUGCAGGUGUUUGUAGGUUUAAUCGAGUGGAAGACGAAUUUCGAACCCAUUUAUUUGGUCAGUGUGAGAGAGGGAGAGACUGUUUGGAUUUGUGUUUGGUAGUUUUACUGUCGGUGAGCUUCUUUGCCUGCACUUUGAUUUGUUGUUUAAUUCAGCUUUCUUCAGUAUAAAGGUGGUCCCAUUCCCCACAUCAACAUGUUACACAGCAUCUGCAUUGAAUUCAAAUCAAAGGGGAAGUUGAUCAACGGCUCUGGCUUUCUUUUUUUUUUCGUUAACAUUCGUCGGUCUUCUGUCGCCACCGCAGUCGUUGUAACACGCCGAUUUAUUUGAAUGUGUAAAUACUGUAUAAAGAGUUUUAAUAGGAUGAUCUGUACAUAAUGCAGAAUAAACUGUUUGACUGAAAUGACAGUGGCACAACACGUAUAUCGGUGUGUAUGUUCACAAACUGAUGUAAUAGAGUUGGAAUGUGUUGCUCAUAGACUCGUCAGGCUUUCUGUGUCGGAGCUUUAAUGUUGCCUUUUGAAUAAAAGAUUGAACUGUAAAAUUA
Messenger RNA from Sander lucioperca (pikeperch), 2672 nucleotides. It is a transcript of the gene syvn1, whose product is annotated as synovial apoptosis inhibitor 1, synoviolin. The transcript has 15 exons. Gene Ontology annotation, cellular component: cytoplasm. Lineage: Eukaryota; Metazoa; Chordata; Actinopteri; Perciformes; Percidae. The record is from RefSeq and is a predicted model, not a curated record. The coding region runs from base 1 to 1902 and encodes 633 amino acids.